Molecule: messenger RNA, 1031 nt
Organism: Schizosaccharomyces cryophilus OY26
Lineage: Eukaryota; Fungi; Ascomycota; Schizosaccharomycetes; Schizosaccharomycetales; Schizosaccharomycetaceae
Product: lectin family glycoprotein receptor
Exons: 1
Coding region: 99-1031 (310 amino acids)
Biological process (GO): endoplasmic reticulum to Golgi vesicle-mediated transport; Golgi organization; endoplasmic reticulum organization
Cellular component (GO): endoplasmic reticulum membrane; endoplasmic reticulum-Golgi intermediate compartment; Golgi membrane
Molecular function (GO): D-mannose binding
Source: RefSeq, a predicted model, not a curated record
CCCAAAAGACAUCCCAUUGUUUUAGCACAUUAGUCCUGCUAACAACAAACCACAGUCCGGGAGGUAAGACAAGGAGUAUUCUUUCGAGAGCCGUAAACAUGAUUGCUUCUAUGAGAAUUUUUAGAAUAAUCUGCUUCUUUGCGCUUGCUCUAGGCGUUAUUGCCCAGUCAAAUGAGUUGGAGAGACUUUCAAUCAAGCCACCUUACAUUAAUCAUGGAAUGAGAAGCUUAUGGUGGGAAUAUGGUGGAAGCACUAUUAUCGAUAAAAAAAAUGGUAUCUUUUUGACUCAAGACCUGCAACAUCAAAGCGGAUGGCUUUCGACACGUUUACCCACUCCUACUAGUAGUUUUGAAGUAUUAUUUCAAUUUCGUGUCUCAAGUGAGUCCAGAAAUCUCUUUGGCGAUGGUAUGGGAUUAUUCUUGACUGAAGAGCGCGCUAAGACGGGUCCUGUUUUUGGUUUUACUGAUAAAUUCAAUGGUUACGGUAUUUUCUUUGAUACAUACAACAAUGAUCGCCCUGGAACUGUUUUCCCUCGUGUUGUUGUCAUGAAGGGAGACGGAAAGACAUCUUAUGAUAUUGAUCAUGAUGGAAAGGCCAACGAGAUUGAAGGAUGCAGUGCUUUACAUUUGCAUAGCACGGAUUACACCUUGGGCAAGUUGAAAUUCGACAAGAACGCUAAGAAGCUUCGUUUGGAACUCGCAUUUGAUGCUAGCUCCGAUUUUAUCAAGUGUUUUGAAUUGGAUGAUGUCGAUAUGCCCGCUACCGCUUUCCUCAGCUUUUCUGCUCGUACUGGUGAAUUAAGUGAAAACCAUGAAAUUCAUAGCAUUACCAGCCGAACCAUCACCAAUAUUGAUGACGAGUUCACUCCGGAAUUUUCGAAAGAAGAAUUGAAGGGAUCUACUACCAAGCGCAGCCCUUGGAAGCGCCGCUUCAUAUUCGUCCUUAUUUCCUUGAUUGUCGUCUUUUCUGUCUUUUCUUUACGUUCUUAUCAACAAAAACAGGAAAAGAUUCGUCGUUCUCCUGUCCUUUAA